AUGAUAACACCUGCUGUAAUACAAAGCCCUUCUACUAUACAGAAUAAUCUAAUUGUUAGUCCACCGUUCACCUACUACGAAUUCACGAAUAUCCUUCAUUUGAAAAAGAAAGACACGGCUCCUGGAAUAGAUGGUGUGACAUACAGCAUGUUGAAAAAUCUACCCAUGUCAAUGAAAUUAAAAAUAAUAGAACUGUUCAAUUCAUUAUUGAUUAACCCCAGUGUCCCCAAAUCAUUAAAAAGCACCUUGAUCAUUCCAAUUUGUAAAACAGGGAAGAACCCUAAUGAAGCAGAGAGCUAUCGCCCCAUUGCAUUGUCUUCAUGUCUGCUCAAGACCCUAGAAUUUAUAAUCAAGGUUAGAAUAGAACAUAUCUUCGAGAGUUCGUUGAGAGAUGACAGUCUGAUGUUUGGUUUUCGUAAGGGUAGGUCAGUUCAGGACUGUCUGUGUUAUGUGAUAUCGCAGAUAUAUCUUGGACUCUCCUUUAAUAAGUUUGUAGUGAUUGCCUUUUUGGAUAUAAGCCGAGCUUAUGAUAGGGUUCUGGUUGAGGUGCUGUUACAGGACCUCCUGAAAUUGAGGGUUCCAUUUGAUUUGGUGUCUAUAGUUCAGAACAUGCUCACGGGUAGGGACGUUUUUGUCCUGGAUCCUCACUCUGGAGAACCAAUCGGCCCAGGAGAAGCCAACACUGGUUUGGAACAAGGUUCAUCACUGAGCCCAUUGUUGUUUAAUGUUUAUACUGCUUCGGUUGCUGAGUGUGCUGAGGAAGAUACAUUAAUAGUACAGUUUGCAGAUGAUUUUUGUGUAAUAUCGGCAGGAUGGGAUUUGCAGAGGAUAUGCGGGAGGGUCAACGGAACCUUGGAUAAUGUGUCUAGUUGGAUGAAUGAUAGAGGAUUACAACUAUCCCCCUCAAAAUCCAAAGUACUGGCAUUCCAUAAAGGCAAAACACUCCCACAACUGCCAAGGAUCCAAAUUUUUGACACCCAAGUCCCCUGGUGUAACAGUGUCAAGUAUCUGGGAUGCCAUUUGGACAAUAAACUUAAAUGGAGAAUGUACGUGGAGAACAUAUGUGGUAGAGCUAUGGGGGGAAUAAACUUGCUGAGGAGGUUGACAAGGGUUUGGUGGGGGUCCCACCCUACACUACUGUUGAAUGUAUACAAGUCACUUAUUCGCCCCCAUCUGGAUUACGCCACAAUAUUUGUGGGAAGAUGCGCCCAAUCUUUGUAUAACCAACUUGACAGGGUCCAGUAUCAGUCUCUACGUAUAGCUUUGGGAUAUAUGCGUUCUACCCCAAUUAAUGUAAUGUUGGCGGAAAGUGGAGAGCCUCCCCCGAAAUAUAGGAGGAGAUGGCUGGCAUUUAAAUUUAUCAGCAGACUAUGUUAUGUUCAGAACCCGGGGAUGAUGAACUUAUUACAGCAACUAGUCAGAUUUAAAGGAUUUUGGAACAAUGGGCCAAUCCCUGCAUUUGUCCAGGCCACCAAGGAGGUGCUGGAGAUUCUCCCAGAUAUAGACUCUUCCCCAAUUCUGCAUUGUUUUAAAUAUUCAAUACAGAUUCAUCACAACCCUAUACGGUAUGACACCAUGGGCCUAAGAAAAGAACAUGUAAACAAUGAACCCUUGUUCCAACAAAGAUUUCGUGAAAAGUUUGAGGGUUGUUUGGAAUUUUUUACGGAUGCAUCCAAGAAUGCUCAGGGAGGGGUAGGUAUUGGAGUUUUCUCGUCUACGGUCGGGUACUCGAUGUCGGAGGGUUUGCCAAAGUAUAUUUCUGUGUGCACGGCUGAGAUUGUGGCCAUAUACAGGGCUCUUCAGUACAUAUUUUCGCAGGAAAUAAAAUCAUCGGUGAUUCUUACAGACUCCAUGUCUUCUUUGCAAUCCAUAGCUUCGUGGUCUCUCAGUGCGGAUGUCAACCCUUUUGUGUUGAAGAUCAGAGCACUGAUACAUGAUAUACAAUGUAGGAAUUAUUCGACCAAAUUAAUGUGGAUACCUGGACACACCAAUAUUGUUGGAAACGAACGGGCAGACUCGCUUGCCAAAAUAGGUGCUAAUGGUCCACUUCAGACACAAAGGAUUAGGGCACACCCGCGUGAACACUGGCCAACAUACAAAAUGAAGAUAUGGAGAGAGUGGGAAAACGAGUGGCACGAUGUCAGCCGGCAAAAGGGUAGAAGAUAUGCCCAUUUGAGAACGAAAAAUAAAAUUACUCCAAAACCAUGGUUUGCAGAAUGUCUUCGUCUAACAAGGAAAGCCAUCACAACUAUAAAUAGAUUAAGAUCGGGUCAUUGUUGUUCCCCAGAGCAUUUAUAUCGAAUAAAGGUAUUGGAUAACAACAAUUGUGAGUGUGGAGAACAGGGAGAUUUGGAUCACAUCUUCUUCGGAUGUUCGAAUAACACUGUUAAUUGUCAAACCUUGUACUCCACAUUAGUGAAAGAGUGCAAGGUCGCUCCACUAACGAUUUAUGAUUGCUUGCUAGAUUCACACCUGAAAGAAACUACCAUUAACACAAUUGUAGCUUUUAUUUCAUCAUCUCAUAUUAGAUUGUAG
Molecule: messenger RNA, 2535 nt
Organism: Coccinella septempunctata (seven-spotted ladybird)
Lineage: Eukaryota; Metazoa; Arthropoda; Insecta; Coleoptera; Coccinellidae
Exons: 1
Coding region: 1-2535 (844 amino acids)
Molecular function (GO): RNA-DNA hybrid ribonuclease activity; nucleic acid binding
Source: RefSeq, a predicted model, not a curated record